AUGUCACAUAUGUCACAUUUUUAAAUUCCAGAAUGCGUUACGUAGCGGCCUACUUGCUUGCAGCUCUUAGUGGCAACAGCAAUCCCUCUGCAGCUGACCUGAAGAAGAUCAUUGGGUCAGUAGGAAUUGAUGCAGAGGCUGACAAAAUCAACAAAAUCAUCAGUGAACUAAAGGGAAAAAGUAUUGAAGAACUCAUCACUCAAGGUCAAGAGAAGCUUGCAUCUGUGCCAUCAGGUGGUGCAGUAGCCGCCAGCGCUCCUGCUGGAGGAGCCCCAGCUGAGGCAGCACAAGAAAAGAAAGAAGAGAAGAAGAAACCGGAACCAGAAUCCGAAUCUGACGACGAUAUGGGAUUUGGUCUCUUCGAUUAAAAGAAGACUUUAUAUGUCAUUCACAAAUAAAUCGUAAAUCAAGA
Saccostrea echinata is the source of this 412-nucleotide messenger RNA. Its product is annotated as large ribosomal subunit protein P2-like. Gene Ontology annotation, biological process: cytoplasmic translational elongation. Gene Ontology annotation, molecular function: structural constituent of ribosome. Bases 33 to 368 code for a protein of 111 amino acids. The transcript has 3 exons. The record is from RefSeq and is a predicted model, not a curated record. Gene Ontology annotation, cellular component: cytosolic large ribosomal subunit; ribosome. Lineage: Eukaryota; Metazoa; Mollusca; Bivalvia; Ostreida; Ostreidae.